This is a messenger RNA of Rhizophagus irregularis DAOM 181602=DAOM 197198, 307 nucleotides long. Lineage: Eukaryota; Fungi; Glomeromycota; Glomeromycetes; Glomerales; Glomeraceae. The record is from RefSeq and is a predicted model, not a curated record.
AAGUAUAGCUUAUUUUAUUGUAAAUCUUGAUACUCAGAUUCUUACAUAAUUUUCAUAUAAGUAUAAAAAGAUUAUUUUUGAUAUAUCAAUCCGACUUAUCUGUGUAAUUGACGUUGAAUUGUAGAAACAAUGAAAAGCCUAUUCUCUUUAAUAAAUCCUAUUAAAAAAACUAAAGAUAUACACGAUGAAAAAGCCAAUGAAAUAAAAACUUACCCUAAAAAAUCGAUUCAAGAUAAUAAGAAGAAAAUUACUAAUAGGUAUCAAGAGAUGAUUAAGAACGACAAGAAAUUAAUUGCAAAGCCUGAAG